AUGAGCAGAGUUGAUGUUGAGCGAUUGGAACAAGUUGACUCCUUUGCAAGGAAAAUUCAAACUGAAGAAGAUGCUAAAGCAGAUGUCGAUAAAGAGAAGAACCUCAUUACCCAGGGCGAUGAUAAUAGCAAUAGAGGAGGUGGUGGUGUUUCAAUAGGCACCAGAUCAAAGAGAAAGAAAAUUGGUGAUGAAAGCGAUAGGCCAAUCAAGAGAGGCGGAGGUCGCAACGGUGAUCAUGGUGGUAGAAGUGGCGGCGGUGAUCGUGGUGGCAGAGGUGGUGGCGGUGAUCGUGGUGGCAUAGGAGGUGGAAGUGGUCGUGGUGGCCGUUCUAUCCCUCCUUUUCGAAACCUUCUAAAUGGUGAAGAAUUUAACAGUCAAGGAUUCUUCUACCCAAUCGACCCACUCGUGAAAAAGGAAGAUCAAUAA
Molecule: messenger RNA, 426 nt
Organism: Impatiens glandulifera
Lineage: Eukaryota; Viridiplantae; Streptophyta; Magnoliopsida; Ericales; Balsaminaceae
Product: probable H/ACA ribonucleoprotein complex subunit 1-like protein
Exons: 1
Coding region: 1-426 (141 amino acids)
Source: RefSeq, a predicted model, not a curated record